Messenger RNA from Nylanderia fulva, 2703 nucleotides. Its product is annotated as U3 small nucleolar RNA-associated protein 25 homolog. The record is from RefSeq and is a predicted model, not a curated record. Gene Ontology annotation, biological process: maturation of SSU-rRNA from tricistronic rRNA transcript (SSU-rRNA, 5.8S rRNA, LSU-rRNA). Gene Ontology annotation, cellular component: small-subunit processome; nucleolus. Lineage: Eukaryota; Metazoa; Arthropoda; Insecta; Hymenoptera; Formicidae. Gene Ontology annotation, molecular function: rRNA binding; U3 snoRNA binding.
UCGUAAUAUUUCCGUACCAAGUGAUAUGUAUCCACUGUAUCCUCGCAUUUGUUCCACUGUGUGAUGAUGUACACAGAAACACGUGGUUAAUCAUUCAUAAGUGUGCACAUUUUGUUGGCUAGCCGAACGGAUUAAUAGUAAAUUUAUUGAAAUUUAAUUAAGCUAAUAAGUAUAAAUACGCACACAACUGGAAUCUUAUUAAAUUUAAUAAUUGAAAAUUAGAGGUUAACUUACUUUUUACUACAUCGUUUUUACUGUAUUGUUGGCUGCAUAAAGUUUAAAGGUUAAACCAGAAUUGUAUUAAUGGCACCAGGAAAGAAAUUUCGUGGUAAAAAAAGAAAUUUUGAUGAACGGAAUGUACGAAGUCGGGCAAAACCAAAAAAAGGCAAGUUUGAAUAUAGAAAAGCAUCUUAUGUUAAGGAACGUGAAGCAAAAAAUGAGGAAGUUGAGGCUCGUAGACAAAUAGUGGAGAAAGAAAAGGCACGUCAACGGCUUCAAGAAACUGAUAGUUCUGAAGAAGAAGAAGAAAUUGAUUCCGAGUUGCUCUUUAUGUCCCGAUUCCCUGGUUAUGAAAAUUUACUGGAGAAACUGAAGAAAUCAGUUGUGACUAGUUCAGAUAGCGAAGAACACGAUGAACAGAAUAAAAAUGAAAAAGGCAAAGAGAAAAAGAAAAAGAGGAAAGAAAGGAAAAAAGUUGAUGAAGAAGAGAAUGAAGAAUCUGACAUGGAUGAAGAAUCUGAUGAUCGCAAUAAGACUGAAGAUGUUACAGAUGGCAUGAAAGAAGAGGAUUAUGAAGAUGCUGAGACUGCUCGAGAAGAUGCUGGUCAUCUGAGAGAUCCAUUCUCUUUACAUUUGCGCAAUGAUAUGGAUGAUGAACUAUAUAAAGUAGUUUCUGUAACACCGCAAAUUACUGAGGUUACAACAUUGGCAUGGCCCAUACUUGGAAAUUUAAUAUGCCAGAUCCCAAAACCUGUUGAUUCAAAAGACAAUCCAAUAAAAGUCAGGAAACUUCUAGAUGAUGAAGAAAAACAAUAUACAAAUUAUGGUAAAGUUCCAAGUUUAAUUGAAAAUAUUGAUUGGAAUAAAUUGCAUAUAAAAUCACAAAUUCAGAAUAAUUUAAUCAAAGCUAAUCAUUAUAACAUUAAAGAUAAUAUGGAAAAAGAUUCUACAUCUUUAACUCCUCUUCAAAAAGAAUUAUUCUCAGUGAUAAAUAAUUAUCAAGAUUUGUAUUAUCCAGAGAGAACGUUUUCGAAUGCUGAUCAGAUACGAUUCGUUUAUUGUUUACAUAUAAUCAAUCAUGUGCUGAAAACUCGAACAAAAAUACUGCAUCAUAAUGCAAAAUUAACAAAGGCCAAUCGAAAUGGAAUGGGAGAAAUUCCAGAUGAAUACAGAGAUCAUGGAUUAGUAAGACCCAAAGUACUCAUAAUUGUGCCAUUCAAGCAUUCUUGCUUGAAAAUAGUUGAAAUGUUUAUCUCAAUUUUAUUUGGAGAGGAUAAAGGUGGAUCCGUCAUGAAUAAGUUACGAUUCAUGGAAGAUUUUUCUGGGAACGAGUUAGCAAUACCGAAGAAGAAUCCUAAACCAGAAGAUUAUGAAUUGACACUACAAGGAAAUGUUAACGACAAGUUCAAGAUAGGUAUGGCCAUCACCAAGAAGACUCUCAAGUUAUACACGAAUUUCUACACAUCUGAUAUUAUAAUUGGUUCACCAUUGGGUCUUAGAAAGGUGAUAGGUGCAGAAGGAGAAGCAGAUAGAGAUUUUGAUUUUCUUUCAUCCAUAGAAUUGUUAAUCAUGGAUCAGAUUGACGUCGUUCUUAUGCAAAAUUGGGAUCAUCUGCAUCAAGUAUUAGAUUAUCUGCAUCUGCAACAAAAAUCUCAUGACAUUGAUUACUCUCGCCUCAGAAGUUGGUGCGUGAAUGGCUGGACCAAAUAUUAUCGACAGACCUUGAUCUUUUCCAGUAUCGAGCUGCCGCAUAUAAACACACUAUUGACAAGAAAAUGCUUCAAUUAUGCAGGCAAGGUGAAGGUGGCAAAUCGAAUUGAAUCGGGUUCAAUUCACAAGGUGACUAUCAAAAUUCCACAGGUAUUCCAUAGAUUCGAAGCCUCCGAUCUUAUUCAAGCAGUCGACGGUAGAUUGGAAUUUUUGAAGGAGAUACUACCGCGAUACAUGGAUCCUAUAUAUAAUCACACAUUGAUCUACAUUCCAUCUUAUUUCGAUUUUAUAUAUGUGCGAAAUCGUAUGAUGAAAGAGAAACUGAGUUUCGGGCAGAUUUGCGAGUAUACUGAGGACCGAAAAGUUGCCCGAGCAAGAGACAUGUUCUUUCAUAGCGACGCGCAUUUUCUUCUUUACACGGAACGCUGGCACUUCUGGCGAAGAACAAGAAUAAAGGGUAUUCGUCAUCUUAUAUUUUACCAAUUACCCACUUAUCCACACUUUUAUAGCGAAAUGUGUAAUCUAAUGGAUAGAUUGUAUCAGAAUCCGCGCGCUGGCACCGAGUUUAACAUGUCGGUGACUAUUAUUUAUAACAAAUUUGAUGCAAUAUCGCUUGCUCAAAUUGUGGGCCACAAUAGAGCUUCCGAAAUGAUAACAUCCGAGUCUAAGGUACAUACCAUAAAAUGCUAAAAACUUUCUCUGUGUUCAUGUAAAUAUGACGGAAUAAUUACAAAUAAUUGCCUAUUUAAUUACAUUGAAAUAAUAUUAAUUUCA